Molecule: messenger RNA, 3030 nt
Organism: Rosa chinensis
Lineage: Eukaryota; Viridiplantae; Streptophyta; Magnoliopsida; Rosales; Rosaceae
Product: receptor-like protein 7
Exons: 1
Coding region: 1-3030 (1009 amino acids)
Molecular function (GO): protein binding
Source: RefSeq, a predicted model, not a curated record
AUGGGAUCAUCCUGCUGGGGCUUCUUUUUAGUGCGUUAUAUUAUACUCUUGUUGCUCAUUAAUGCUGCAUGCUGUUUUUCUUUUGCACAAACGCAGACACUUUGCCACGAUGAUGAGCGCUCUGCCUUGUUGCAAUUCAAAGCUAGUUUCAAUAUAGACAAGUCUGCUUCCCAAGAUCCCUUUGCUUAUCCGAAAGUUGCAUAUUGGGGUAGGCUAGAAGGAGAUCCUCAAAGGAGUAACUGUUGUUCAUGGGAUGGUGUUGAAUGCAACCGCCACUCUGGCCAUGUUAUUGGCCUUGACCUGGCCAGCAGCUAUCUUCAUGGUUCCAUCAACUCCAACAGCAGUCUUUUUCAACUUGUUCAGUUGCAGAGGCUUGACCUCUCUGACAACAACUUCAGCUACUCUCAAAUACCAACCAGGUUAGGCCAUGAUCUUACUAGUCUAACAUAUCUCAACCUAUCAAUGUCUUCAAUUUCUGGCCAAAUUCCAUCAGAAAUUUCAUAUCUAUCCAAGCUGUCUGCCCUUGAUCUGUCUUCUACUUACAAGUCCCAUCUCAAAAUGACCAACUUCGGAAGCCUUGUUCAAAACUUGACCAACAUAAAGCAGCUUCAUCUUAGUUUGGUAGAGAUAGGCUCCACAGUGCCUAAUACAUUGGUGAAUGUGUCUUCUCUCACAUCUCUCCGUCUUCAAGCAUGUCACUUGGAGGGGCAAUUCCCAGUAGGCAUUUUCCACCUACCAAACUUGCAAGUACUUGAUUUGGCCGAUAACUAUUAUCUAACCGGUUACUUUCCUGAAGAGCUUAACAAGAGCAGUCCCUUGAAGAUACUGAAUUUGCGGUCAACCAAUUUCUCUGGUCAUCUACCUGCUUCAAUCGGAGACCUUCCUGCCUUAAAUUUGUUGAACAUAGCAUUCUGUACCUUUUAUCCCCAUGUUCCAUCUUCACUUUCCAACCUUACCCAGCUCAAUUUCCUUGAUCUUUCCUCCUUUUUUUCCAACAACGGUACUUUCAGUGGCCAAGUUACUGAUUCCUGGUCUUGGGUUGGAAAGUUGACCAGACUUAACAAUUUGUCCCUUGCCGAGACCAACUUAAGGGGAGAUUUCCCAUGUUUUUUGGCUAAUCUGACGCAACUUGUGGAAUUAGACCUGAGCUACAAUCAAAUAACUGGUGAAAUCCCAUGUUUUUUGGCUAAUCUGAAACAGCUUUCGAUAUUAUCCCUGGACCAAAAUCAAAUAGCUGGUCAAAUCCCAUCUUGCCUUGGGCAGUUGACCCAUUUAACUUCUUUAUACGCAGGAUACAACAAUCUGCAAGGAACGAUUCCCAGGUCACUAUUCGAGCUUAGAAAUCUUGAAGUUUUUUACCUCGACUCAAAUAACUUGAGUGGGUAUGUUGAAUUUGAUGGGUUUUCCAAGCUCGAAAAGUUUAGGGUACUUCGUUUGUCGCAUAACAAGUUAAAUGUGAAGAUCAAAACUGGAUUUACUGCUAUUCCUCCAAAGCUUCAAGUACUAGGAUUGGGUUCAUGCAACUUAACAGAGUUUCCGGAAUUUUUGAAAUACGCUGGUGAACUAAUGGAACUAGAUCUAUCCGACAACAAUCUUCACGGCCAAAUACCAAAAUGGAUGUGGGAUUCAGCUAGUGCAAAUCUGUCGUAUCUCAACCUCUCUCACAACCACCUAACUGGAUUUGAAGAAAAUCCGGUCAUUAUUCCAUGGCCUCGGUUAAUCUCUUUAGAUCUCAGCUCUAACAUGUUACGAGGAUCACUGCCAAUUCCAGGGCCGUCAAUGGAACUCUAUUCUGUUUCAAAUAAUGAAUACGCAGGAGAAAUUCCAGCAACAUUCUGCAACGCGUUCCUACACGUUCUUGAUUUGUCUAGCAACAACCUGAAUGGCAUGAUUCCCCAAUGUUUUGAGAAUCUCAGAGAUCUUCAGAUAUUGAAACUGCAGAACAAUUCUUUUCACGGGGAUAUUCCUCAAAUAUGUUCAAACAGAAGUACGGAGUUAGCAGCGAUUGACAUGAGUUAUAAUCAGCUACAAGGGAAGCUCCCAAGAUCAAUUGCCAAUUGUUCUCUGUUGGUGUUUCUUAAUUUGGGAAAUAAUCAGAUCAGUGAUACCUUCCCAUCUUGGUUAGGAACACUUCAACAAUUAAAAGUUCUCAUUUUGCGGUCCAAUGCAUUUCAUGGCAUAAUUGGGAAGCCUGCAAGUAGCCAUGAGUUUCCUGAGCUGUCCAUCAUUGAUUUAUCUAGCAAUGAUUUUUCAAGUAUGUUGCCCUCCGACUACUUAGAGAACUGGAAUGCCAUGAAAUCUGUUGAUGCAAACGAGCAAAUAUACAUCCAAGACAUGAUCACUUUCGGGAUUUACUAUGGUGAUUACAGUGAUUACCCGAUUACAGUUUUUAGCAAAGGUCGUGAAUUGAAGUAUGUCAAGACCCCUUAUCUUCUGAGACUCGUAGACUUCUCAAGUAACAAAUUUCACGGAGAGAUCCCAGGUAUCAUUGGGAACCUAAGAGGGCUUCAUUUGCUUAAUCUUUCCAACAACACUCUCACUGGCCUCAUCCCCUCUUCUCUGGGGAAUUUGAGUGCUCUUGAAUCGUUGGAUCUCUCCCAAAAUCAGCUCUCAGGAAAGCUCCCCGGUAAUCUGGCGCAACUGACAUUCCUUUCAUACUUCAAUGUAUCCCAUAAUCGUCUCUCGGGGUCCAUUCUACAAGGUCGACAAUUUGAUACAUUCCAAGAGGACAUGUACCAAGGAAACUCAGGUUUGUGUGGAAAACCUUUGCCAAAGAAAUGUGAAGAAUCUGACAGCACAACACCACAAACAUCAAGCUUUGAACAAGACGAGGACUCUGGAUUUCAAAUUGAACUAGAUUGGUUUGUGGUUCUGCCAGGAGUUGUUGCUGGUCUAAUAGUUGGAGUGGUUGGGGGGAACUUUUGGACAACCAAGAAGCAUGACUGGUUUGUGGAGACAUUCAGCAGGAGUUGGCAGCCAAGAGGCAUAAGGCAAUGGAGGGACUCAGAACUUAGACUUCAUAAUUAUUAG